AUACCAGCUCUACGUCAUUUGUGCCACAAAUUGGUGAAUUUUUAACUUUCUUUGCUUGCAAAUUUGUUAAUAAACAAUCUGGAGCACUCAAUUCAAAAAUACGUGAACAUUUUCCAGGAAGCAUAAUAAAAUAAACUUCAUUUACAUACGGCAAGUCCCAAAGGAGCUGGACCUUAGCAAGGUGCUUCGUGAAUUGCUGUUCCCGACUGAGAAACUAAAUUGCUAUUUUUAAAUAUAAAUUUAAUGCUGUGGAAUUCCAAAAAUGUCUUGCGAAGUAAAAUCUUAUGGACAAAUUCGUGAUUUUCGCAAAGUGCAAGAAUUUUUUGGUUUAGGUCAUGAUGAGAAUUGGUUAAAUGCUGUAAACUAUGCAAUAUCACCAACGGGUGAGCUCAUCGCUUUUGGUCAGGGCGAAAAGCUGGCACUACUCUCAUCCCAAUGGGAUAAUAAAUCUCAAGUUAGCACUUAUGUACUAAGUUGGUGUGGUGAACUUGAUGAUCCAAAUCAAAUUAUCACGGCCCUACUUUGUUUACCUAUAUAUGGCAAAAGUGUUAGCGCAGGCGCCGAAUGGACUUGCAUUGCAAUCGGUCUUAAUACUGGCAAAGUGUUAUUUUACACAGAUGCAGGCAUUAAAAUAUUUUCGCAAAGUUAUCAUGAAAAUCCAGCAUUGAGCAUCAAAGCGUAUAGUCCACCACGACAUUCCGAAGCUGAUUCUUUUGUAUACAUUACUUACGAUGACUGUAUGUGCAUUAUUAAAGGCAGCGAUAUGUUUCCAUUGCUUGUAAAUUUACGUUACAAUUUUAACCGUACAUUUGGUCGUAAUACGCCUAAUGAAGCGUCAGGCUUGCCUACAGCAGAUUUACUAAAGUACCAAAAAUUUAAAUUUUCAAAACAAAAUGGUACUAUUAUUAACGACGCCGUAUUCACUGGCCCACGUUAUACCACCAUGUAUGAUCACAUCAUUGAGCAGGCUGUUGGUAUUGGAUGUUAUGCUAAAGUUUCAACUACGCCCAUUCAACAUUCGUUGGUGCUUGGAGUAGGUGCAGAUCCAUAUAUGGGAUUUUAUUAUGCAGAAGAAGGCUACCGUACGACAACGUUAAGUGAUGUAGCAAAAGGUGUCUUAGAUUUGACUUAUCGUAGUGUUUGGGGAAAAUUAUUUGGACAGCCCGAGAGGAAAGAAGAUGAUACACCUUCUAUAGCAAAGGAAUCAAUGAUGCGUACACGUUCGCAAUUAUAUGAUAAAAAGCGUGAUGGCUUCAAUGUUGCGCUCGCACCAAAUGGUAGACUGGCUGUCGUAACUGAUAGCUUAGAUCGUCUUGUUCUUUUCGACCUGCAACGUGGAAUAGCGUUACGUGUAUGGAAGGGCUAUCGAGACGCACAAUUUGCGUUUGUGCCUGUAAAAGAACGUUCACUGAAAGGAGUACAAACACAACAUCGAAAAGCACUGUUUCUCGUUAUAUAUGCGCCACGUUUGGGUUGUUUGGAGAUCUGGGCAUUGCAAAAUGGUCCAAAAGUUGCCGCAUUCACGGUUACCAAAAAUGGACAAUUAGCAUACAAUACACAUGGUUUAAUGGGCGUACCACCAGGCAUGAAGGUGAAAUCAUCCUCACCGAAUUAUUGCUUGUUUUUAGAUCCCAGCGAUAGUAGCGUCAAAGAGAUGCAAAUACCCUUCCAUUUUGCGCUAAGUGAGACCAACUCGAAAACUUCACGCGAUGUACACUUGUUUCGUCGGCUCAAGAAUCUUUUGCGAGAAGGUGAAACUUCUACUAGCAUGGACGAAAUUACCCAAGUAGCCGCAGGCUUUCAAACGAUCGAAGUACGCCAACAAUGCCUUGAGAUGUUAAAGAAAAAUAAGCAGUUAAAACCGCAUAUAUUUCAAAAAAUUGUAUCCGCCUUUGCCGACUCAUUAUGCACAGAAACGCAAGAGGAGGACGGCGACGCAAAUGCAGAGCACGGUAGUUUUAAAAUUAUGGUUGAUAAUUACAAACGGCUCGCAGAAUUUUAUUUAACAAUGAAGCGGCCAAGCGAAGCAGAAUUCGAUGACUAUUUAGAAUUAGAUGAUUGUGAUUUGGUAACUAUCAACCAAGUCGUUUUAUUACUGGGCGACAAAUGUGCACAACCAACCCAAAGCGAUAUCGACGAAGGUGCUCAUUUUAGUGGACGGGUGACAUUUCAAGAGCGGUGUCAGGAAGAUGGUGACUUUGUUGACUUUUUAAGCAUUUUUCAAGUUGAUAUUGAGGAUAAAUUACCGCUCCUACGCGAAAAAAUCGAAAGCUUUGGCUAUAUAAGUGGGCGGCUUUUUAGGGAAUUUUUCGAAAGCGGUUUGUGCUUUGAAGAGUUAAAAUCGGCAGCGGUUAAAGCAAAAAUACCUGCUGAAGAUUUGAUGGUUUUGGCGCUACACUUUUGGAUGGAGAAGCCAUUCCGAUAUCAAAACUGUGAUGAAGUUAUUGCUGAUAUGUCACGGCUGGCAGCUAUGAUCAAAGCGUUCUGCGAAUUAGCAGGCGAUCGUGUCAACGACUAUGCAUACAAUGCCAUCUCACAAUGGUGGCAGGAUGUGCGUGAAAUACUUUUGGAAAGUCCCAAAUCACUUGGCUUACUUGCGGCCAUUGUGUGUAAGUCAGUGGCAGCCAAACUUCGACGGGGCUUUAAAGAAGGCUCUUGCGACGAGGGUUCGCAGGCAGAGGAAGAAGAAAAGUGGGAACAAAUCUCACACGAUCAAGCACAAUGGGGUUUACUCAUCGGCAAAUUGGAAGAUAUUUCAAUAUUAGGCGCCACUGUAGAGCAUCCAAUACAGAGUACUGAACCCGUUAUGCCCGAACUACCAUAUAAACCACCAGAUUGUAGUUUAAAAUUUAUUGUCAACGGGGGCAAAGGCAUUGUCACGGAUCUUACUGCCCAAUGGUUGAUCAACUCCCGCAUACAUCCUUUGAAAAUUCUUGAAACCGAAGUAGUACUAGUAGACGAGAUUGGUGUGCAAGAGAAAAGUCAGACUCCAACUAUUACGGAUACAAUCGAAGACAACGAGGAGUUAGCUAUUAAUGUAGGUGGGGGUGAUCAAUGCUUGUCAGACAAGAAACCUUCUUGUCGAGUCGAGUCCACAGAUGAUCCAGUACUAAAAAAAUUGGCACUUCUGCGCGAACAUUUUCCAUUUAGUUUGGAAUCGGGUAUGCUGCUCAGUCUUAUGUCAUGGCAGUAUAUGGUACAUUGGAGUAAAAAUUUACCAUGCUUGCAAUAUAUGCGCGCUGCACUCACAUGCAUGUCCAACUUCAAGCCGGUAGAUUAUGCGUUGAAGCAUGGCAUUUGUUGUAUGCUUUGGAAUGCCACUCUUAAGUAUCCACUGCAAUCGACUAUGAAACUAAUACAAAAGGCGGGUCGCUUGCCGAAGGAUAAAAUGUGCCAACAGGAUAUCGAAAUGUCUGCCGCUUUGGUGCCUGAAUUUCUCGAAUUAAGUUUACAAUUUUUAGAACAUUUCAGCAGUUCACUCGACCACAACAGCCGUGAAUUGAAGUUCGAGGAGUCGCUGACGGAUGGUCAGCUUCCCCUGCAGUAUCUCGCGUUGCAACAGCACAAUGCUAUUGAAGAGUUGUUACAAUUGCACUAUGAGUUAUGCGCUGUAUUACAUUUGAUAGCAGAAUUUCAAAUUAAAAUGCCUAAACCCAUUACAAAUGUAUUCGAUGCCAUGGCAAAUAAGGCUUUCUUCAGUGAUAUCAAUAAAGAGCUGCCUUUUGAGCUGCCAGAAGCGGAUUUGGUGUUGCAACAGCAACGUGAGCAUUUCUUAUGCAAAGUAAUUACUGCCUCAAUGGACUUAAUACGCGAAGACUUGGAGCAGUUGUACGUGCUAGAGCAUGAGGAGUGUAUGCAGAAGAUUAUGGCAUUGGCAGAAAGUUGGAAGUUGAAGAAAACGGCGCUUAUACGUCAACAAGCAGUGGAAAUGUACGCGCAUGGUUACGACGCUCACGGUGAGCCGCUGUUAAAAGAGUUGCGCGACGAUGAACAUAUUGCACGUUUGCUUCUGGAGGUAGCGGGCCGGCGCCUAAACUUGAUUGCGAAGGCAUCGCGCGAUGCCUACAUGAAAAUUGCGUCUGUGGGUCAUGUGCUUUUGCAUUUUCUCGAUAGACUGCGCGAUGCACCGAGUGGAUACGUUCAAAUAUCCGCUACUGACGGAGAUGAGAUUAAUAUCAUUGCUUUAAAAAAAUUAGUGGCACACUGCUUCCAUUUACUCUCGCAGAAAGAGCCAACCAAUUAUCUACAUAUUGCCGGCCAAAUGUUUGAUGCGUGUUCUUUAUUACAAGAGUAAGUUAGAGUGUAACAUUUACCUAUGAAAAUUAUGCACAAUUCUUUUUUUAACUAACUAUGUAUAUAGCUCAUAAGAAAUAUGCAUAAUGUUUAAUGACUUGUAAUGAGUUGAAAAUUUUUAUUAUAUAAAGUAAAUACAGAAUAUAGAUAUUAUGCUAUCAAUAUACAAAUGUA
Rhagoletis pomonella (apple maggot) is the source of this 4467-nucleotide messenger RNA. RefSeq names its product rab3 GTPase-activating protein regulatory subunit (gene Rab3-GAP). The transcript has 9 exons. Lineage: Eukaryota; Metazoa; Arthropoda; Insecta; Diptera; Tephritidae. The coding region runs from base 263 to 4294 and encodes 1343 amino acids. Gene Ontology annotation, biological process: regulation of GTPase activity. The record is from RefSeq and is a predicted model, not a curated record.